This is a messenger RNA of Danio rerio (zebrafish), 2230 nucleotides long. The record is from RefSeq and is a predicted model, not a curated record. NCBI's taxonomy places the organism in Eukaryota, Metazoa, Chordata, Actinopteri, Cypriniformes, Danionidae.
UAACCAAUAGGAUUCUUCGUGACUACGCGACUCAAACGCCUCACGUCAGCUGUGUUUUGUUUAUGAUCUGACUAACUGAAUUUAGUGUGUCAGCAAAUUGGACGUUGUUAAUAAUAUAAUACGUUUACACAUAUAUUAUUAACAGCCUAAAAACAUAGUGAGUAAAGCUUCCAAUUUAUGGACGCACAUUAUCGAGUUGCGUCGGGAUGUUCAAACCGAUACCGGAGUUCGGAACCGAAGAGAGGCUGCGCGGCUCAGAUACGUCCCCGGAAAAAGUGAGACCUGAGCGGCCUGAGAGACUCCACUGCGCCUCCUUCAACCAGGACACAACGUCUCUGGUUGUUGGUGAUAGGAAUGGCUACAGGCUUUUCUCUCUGUCGUCUGUGGACAGAAUGGACUGCAUUCAUCGCGGCACCGAGAGCUCUGAUGUGUGUAUUGCUGAGCGGCUCUUCUCCAGCAGUCUGAUGGUGGUGGUCAGUAAAUCUACUCCAUUUACCAUGAACAUUUACCACUUUAAGAAGGGCACAGAGAUCUGCAACUACAGCUACUCCAGCAGCAUCCUCGCCCUCAAACUCAACCGACAGAGACUCAUAGUGUGUUUGGAGGAGGCUUUGUACAUCCACAACAUCAAGGACAUGAAACUUCUCAAGUCACUCCUCAACACGCCACCAAACCCCAAAGCCGGGCAGCUUCACCGCUGGAGAAAUCACUCUCUAUGAUGCUCUCAGUCUGAGUCCCGUGGGUGUGAUUUCUGCUCACGCCAGUCACGUGGCCGGCAUCUCCUUCAGCGCUUCAGGAUCCAGGAUGGCCACCGCUUCAGAAAAAGGAACGGUGAUCAGAGUGUUCAGUGUUCCUGAUGGAGUCCGACUCUUUGAGUUUCGCAGAGGACUCAAGAGGUACGUGAGCAUCAGUUCUCUGUCGUUCAGCGCAGAUGAACAGCUUCUGUGUGUUUCCAGCAACACCGAGACGGUUCACGUCUUCAAACUGGAGCAUCACAGUCCCAAUCAGGAUUCUCCAUCCUGGUCUGCGUACAUAGGGAAGGUGUUUUCCGCCGCCAGCACGUACCUGCCGUCUCAGGUGUCAGAUAUGAUGCAUCAGGACCGAGCGUUCGCCACUGUUCACCUCAGCCAAUCCGGCGGCAGGAACAUUUCAGCUCUGUCCACGAUCCAGAAGGUUCCUCGACUGCUGGUGGCUUCAUCAGACGGUCAUCUCUACAUCUAUAAUGUGAAUCUGCAGGAUGGUGGAGACUGUCGUUUAGUCCAGAAGCACAGACUGUUUGAAAGGGCAGAUGAAGCUCUGGUGGCGUCAGAUUUACAUGUGGAAACUCCAUCAUAUGCUGAAACUGUUGCCACAAACACAAACCAGGACUCUACACCUUCCAGUUCACUCACAGGUUACUCUGAGGAUGGAGGAUUGAGGAGAGGAGAACUGAUCCCAGAUCAUGAGUUUGAGGACGGACCGCUGCGUCUGGAUGAUGAGCAGGAGUUUCCUCCGGUCAGCUUCAGGAACAGCUGAUCUGAGAUCAGAGCGGAUCGCUGUAUGUACGGGAGUGUGAUGAAAUCAUGUUAAUCAUGUGAUAUCAGAGUGACCAGUUACCAGCUAAACUUUAACAAAUACACUCACGAUAUGAAGAGUGUUUUAACUUGAGCAGAUUGCACAGUUGAAAUGACAUUUACAUUUUAAUUAUGUUUUUAAUUUCUUCUAAUGUUUUUCUUUGAAACAAAGUCUUUUUUUCUUUUAGUUAGGACGAAUGGAAUAUUUUUUUUAUGUAAAACUGCUAAGAUCAGUAUUAUUAGCCCUUUUAAGAAAGAUUUAUUUCCGAUUAUCAACAGAACAGACUACUGUUGUCCAAUAACUUGCCUAAUUAGCCUAAUUAUUCUAGUGAAGCCUUUAAAUGUCACUUUUAGCUGAAUACUGGUGUCUUGAAGAAUAUCUAGUUUAAUAUUAUGUGGUCAUCAUGGCAAAGAGAAAAUAAAUCAGUUAUUAGAAAUGAGUUAUUAAAACUAUUAUGAUUAGAAAUGUGUUGAAGAAAUUGUUUAAAAAUCACAUGUAAAAAAAAGAGAGUGUGGGUGCUUCCCAUUACUGGGUUGCAGCUGGAGAGGCAUGCGCUGUGUUAAACAUGUGCCAGAGUAAUUGGCGGUUCAUUCUGCUGUGGUGACCCCAUGAUAAAUCAGGGAUUAAGCUGAAGGAAAAUGAAUGAAUAAAUAAUUACAUCUCACAGGAGUGCAAA